UUUCCUCAACGAAGACUCAGACAACAUUUUCGCUAAGGAAAAAGUUAUUUCAAAUCACCUCCCGAACCACCCCUUUCAAGGUGUUACAACAUUUUUGAGACACCCUGUAUACGAUAGUCAUCGGCUAUAGUCGUAGGAUUUUGUCCAUCUCAAUUUCAGCUACUAUCUACUUUGAUAUAUUGACCCUGUAUUUUGAAAGUGCAGGAAACCUUUAUUUGUUAUUGCUUUGUUGUUAGUAAAUAAACUUUGUUAUUUGUUCCAACUAGUAGUAUCCCUACAAAUAUAAGGCUUGUACUUGACUGCGUGAGUGUAUUGAUUCUAGCGUUUACAGUCGGCUAUUAUUAUUGUUCAAAACUAUCUGCGCGAAGUAUAGCCAGCAACAUUGUUAGAAUGUCAAAACAUAGUGUAUUUCGUGAGUUUUCAGUUACUUAUUGAAUUAUUAUAUUAUAUAUAUUCAUAAAGUGACAUUUUUCGACCUCCACUAUGCUCUUCUUUGCUCUUCUUCGAUAACCUAUUAGCUGUUGCAACUUCGUGUUGAAACGUAUAUAAAACUCGUUUAUGCACCAUAACCAAAUAUUUUUACAGUAAACGUAACUAGAACGAUGGUUGGCACUUUUUCUUUCUAAUGUUCGCCCCAUAUAAAAAAAUAGAUAAUAAUGAAUAUGGAAACAAGUAGUCCAUCUGGCGAAUCAAUAAAGAAAAGCAAAAGAAAGAAAAGAACAAGGGUAAAGUCAACACCUUCAGACGAGGAUGAUCCACUAGCUACUGAUCCACUAGCUACUGAUCCACUAGCUACUGAUCCAAUACCUAAUGAUCCACUAGCUAUUGAUCCACUAGCUAGGGUAAGGGUAAACUCAAUAUCUUCAGACAAGAAUUUUCUUCCUGCGUGGAAUGAUCCACUAGCUAAAGAUCCACUAGCUAACGAAGAGUAUGAAUCCAACACGGAGAAAGACGAUUCUGACUCUCAUUCAUCAUCAGACGAGGAAUCGAUAUUCAACAGCAUUCAGUAUGCACCGUUCAACAGCAUUCAACGGAAUUCAACACCAAAUCUAUAUUUGGAAGAGGAGAAACUUUUAAUCGAAAACGUUGAUUGCAAUAAUCCUUUAGCUGUAUUCAAAAUAUUCUUCACUGACUAUAUAGCAGAAAUAAUGGUAGAAGAAACGAAUAAAUAUGCCGAACAAUGUAUGAAUUCUGUAUCGAACAGGAGAAAGAACUGGAAACCUGUUACAAGAGACGAGAUAAAUACAUUUGUUGGUAUAUUGCUAAUCAUGGGUGUUGUGCAACUACCAAAACUCAGGCUAUACUGGUGUAAAAGGGCCAUGUAUAUGAACACGUGCAUAAAAAGGAGCAUGCUGCGUGAUCGUUUUUUAUCCAUAUUGAGAUAUUUACAUUUUUCGGAUGACUCAACAGCUCAAAUAGAAGACCGAUUGCAGAAAAUUCGAAAUAUCGUAGAGAAAACUUUUGUUUGUAAUAACGAAAAAACGGAGGGUGAUUUGUCUAAACAACUGUUGACUUACUAUACUUGUUUGUGGAAAAGAGUUAAGUGGUACCAAAAAAUUAUAAUAGAAUUAAUAUGCGGGACGUGCCUAAUAAAUGCGUGGUAUAUAAAUCAAAAAUGGGGUACCAACUAUAUUAAUAUUUUAAAAUUUAGGGAACGAAUUAUUUAUCAGUUAUUGCCCAAUGAUCACGACGUUAAAAAAAUGAAAAUUGAAACACCAGCAAUUCCAAAUAAAGAAUUACAUUUUUUGGAACAAUAUAAAGAGCCUUCGAGCAAGUCAAGAAAAAGAUGUAAGCAAUGUUACAAACGGUUAUCUGAGAACAAGGGUAGAGUUUGUGCCACGAGGACUGCAAAGAAGGUGUCGACUUAUUGCAAUGGUUGCGAGGGGCAGCCACCACUCUGUUUUGAGUGUUUUAAAGAAUUACAUAGUUAAGUUUUCAACCAUAUAGUAAUUGUUUCCAGUUGGUUUUUUUCGUUGUCUGAUAGAACAUUCAAGCGUAUACAGGGCCGGUGUGUCCUUCUGCGGGGCCUGAAUUCACAUUCAAAUCCUACGCUUAAAUUUUACAACGAGGAAUUAUUUAUUCACAAAUGCCGUUACUUAUUAUAUAUUUUUUAUAAGAUGAAUAUUAAAUAAUAAUACUUUGACGAUUUUUGUCACUCCUUUAAACUGAAUCAUCGCUACUAAAAAAAUGUCUUGCAUCUGUUGAUGGUAUCAUCAUUCUGUAAGAAGUUAAUCAAAUUCGAUGCCUUUUGAUUGGGUAAUUUUCGUUGACUGCGGGGCCUCUUGAGACGCGGGGCCCGGUUCUGGCGAACGCGCUGAACCUGCCUUGCGCCGGCCCUGAGUGUGUACCACCGGUGGUACACGUCGCCCGACGAGAGAUUGGAACCUGCCUUGCGUCUGCCCUGAGUGUAUUUUGAUUUGAUUCUUUAUUACAGUGUGAGUCCUGACGGACUGAUUACACUGUUCGACAGUACAAAAAUAUAUUUCUAUCCGCACCAAUAA
Hylaeus anthracinus is the source of this 2501-nucleotide messenger RNA. RefSeq lists its product as uncharacterized. Bases 657 to 1931 code for a protein of 424 amino acids. Lineage: Eukaryota; Metazoa; Arthropoda; Insecta; Hymenoptera; Colletidae. The transcript is spliced from 2 exons. The record is from RefSeq and is a predicted model, not a curated record.